Molecule: messenger RNA, 790 nt
Organism: Drosophila rhopaloa
Lineage: Eukaryota; Metazoa; Arthropoda; Insecta; Diptera; Drosophilidae
Gene: Polr3I
Product: DNA-directed RNA polymerase III subunit RPC9
Exons: 4
Coding region: 56-682 (208 amino acids)
Biological process (GO): transcription initiation at RNA polymerase III promoter
Cellular component (GO): RNA polymerase III complex
Molecular function (GO): nucleotide binding
Source: RefSeq, a predicted model, not a curated record
GUGUGGUAUAUUUCAGCGCCCGCUAUACGGUCACUCAUAAAGUCGCCGACUCGAAAUGGAAACGAUCAAUCCCACGUUCUCGUAUCUCACCAAUCUGGAGGUGAUGCAGAUUCUGCAGAAGAUCAAGAGCACCAAAAAGAAGUUUGGCAUGCGAAACUUGGCCACGGUUACUUACGAGGCACUGCAGUAUCUGGAGGAGUCGCCCUGCAAAACCCAAUCCCGCGAGAACAUUGUCAACUAUGUGAAAGACCUUUCUUCCUAUAGACUUAAGUCCCACGAGAUCCUGCAAAUGAUAAACGAUCCUCCGACAAGUGCCCUUCACACGCAGCUGCUCAUCGACGACAAUAAGGCUCCACUUACCGAUGAGGAGAACGAGAAGAUCAUUCAGCUGAGCUACAAGCACUUUCACGGAGCAGAGACCAAGGAAGCUAAAGAGGCCGCUAAGGAGACACCAGCCGAAAAACCAGCAGAGGCAACUGCCAAAACAGCUGGAAAGCAAUCUGGGAAGCGUGGUAAUCAGGCCAAGGAAGCAGAAAAGGCAACUGCGAGCAAAGCAAAUCCGACGGAGGAAGCCACUCCAGCAAAAGAAACUAUCGCACCAGCCAAUGCUCCUUCAACAGCUGAAAUCAAUCUAGAAGUCGCACCCGAAGCGGAAAAGCCCGCGGAGGAGCCAGCAAAAUAACACAGGAGCUUCAUACGUUUAACGUUUCAUAUUUUUAUGUUUGAUGUAGCGUAUAAAAUAAGCUAAAAAAUUGAUUAAAUUAUUUAUGUUCGCUUCUGAUCGCCCAAA